AUGACCGAGGCGCUCAAGAAGCAGCUAGCCGACGCCAAGGCGGCGUUCUGUGCAGGCAACUAUGCCGAGGCGGAGAAGGUGCUGCGAGGAAUGCCGCAGGAGGACAUGAAGGUGCAGCACAACUUAGUGAUUGCCCGCUACCUGCAGCACCAGCUGACGAGUGAGCAGGCUUUGGCUGCUCUGCGCGCCAGCGCCGAGGGCACCGGCGAGGACCCUAACAUCAAGGCACCUGGCCUGAUGCUACAGUACGAGGGCCACGAGACGGCGGUCUACAACCAGGCCGUCCUCUACGCCCGCAGCGGUCAAGCGCAUGAGGCAAUGCUGCUGCUGCGCCGCAUUCUAGAGAACGCGCAGGACAUAGCCUUGUCGACCUUGGUGUACAGCCUCUGCCUGUUCCACACCCUCACGAAGCCAGUGCGCAAGACCACAAGCCGCAUGUCCAGCCGGCACGACGAGGAGCUAGUGCAGAGCGUGCUCACGUCCAGCAUGGAAAAGCUGCGUGUGGUGCCGGAGUUGAUGAAGUUGGUGGAGACAGCCUUUGCCGACUCCAGCGGACUCCAUGAUGUCUUCGCGGACGCGGAAAACGAUCAGGCGAAGCAGGCGGUCUAUCUCAACAACCUAGGCGUCUUAUCCCUCUUGGAGGACAAGCUUAAUGUGGCGAGUCUGUGCUUCGCCAAGGCGGAGAAGACGGCUGCGUCGAAGCCAGCGGGGCAGCAUAUCCUUCGUCCGAUUCAGUACAACGUCGGGCUGUGCGCACUGCUGCGGGAGGACUACGAAGGCGCGCUACAUGAGUUCUUUGCGGUGCAGGACUCGAUGAAAGCAUCUUCGGUCUUCUGGGUGCGCUGCGCGGAGGCGGCAGUGUCGUGUGUGCAGCAGGAAGCCCGCAAGCAGCGCCGCGCUGACUACGAGCGACAGCAGAACACAUUCGGCGCGAUGCUGCAGAGCGGCAAGGUGUACUCGAACUUCGAGUUUAUGCUGCUGCCAUGUGCGACGAGCGUGCCUGGGCCCGCGGCUCUCGAGUCAUCGAGAGAGCCGACGGAGAAGGCAGCCCUUGAGCAGAUUGCGUCGGCGGCCGUGCAGAAUGCUCUGUUCCUGCUAGUACCCAAGGGCCACACCUUCAGUAGCGUGGUGGAGGCGUUUCCCCACGAAGAGGCCCUUCUGCAGUACGCCAUGCUGUAUUGGGUGGCCCUCGAGCUGAGCCGCCGCAACUACAUGGCGGCGGCAGAAGCCGGCCAGGAGCUGCUGAAUGCCCAUGAACGCCAUCCACUGCCGUCAAACUUACAUGCCACACUGCUCAUCUACGUAGUGGAGGCCCUCGUGCACCUCAACGACCAGGAUCGGGCAAUGAAGAUUCUUCGUCGGGCAUCGUUGUCGUCCCUGGUCACGGGGUCCAGCAGCGACCCGCUCGACGCGGCGCAGCGUAGCCGGGUAGAGGCACUCUUCGUGAACUUGACCAUCUCGCACAUCCUGACAGGUUCGUGGAACCAAGCGCACUCGAUCAUGGAAUCGCUGCUGCGCAAGAUCUACGAAGCGGCUCCGGCCGGCACCGCAGAGUACACGCCAGAGCGCGACACGAUGUUCGCGUACUGCAUCUUGGAAGUCUUCCUUGAACUGGCGCAGGGCAACCAAGAGAAGGCCGCUGAGUGGAUGCUCAAGAUUACAUGGAGCAUCUAA
Molecule: messenger RNA, 1674 nt
Organism: Leishmania mexicana MHOM/GT/2001/U1103
Lineage: Eukaryota; Euglenozoa; Kinetoplastea; Trypanosomatida; Trypanosomatidae
Exons: 1
Coding region: 1-1674 (557 amino acids)
Biological process (GO): mRNA catabolic process; negative regulation of translation
Cellular component (GO): CCR4-NOT complex
Molecular function (GO): protein binding
Source: RefSeq, a predicted model, not a curated record